Rhagoletis pomonella (apple maggot) is the source of this 1627-nucleotide messenger RNA. RefSeq lists its product as uncharacterized. Gene Ontology annotation, biological process: transmembrane transport. Gene Ontology annotation, molecular function: transmembrane transporter activity. The record is from RefSeq and is a predicted model, not a curated record. Gene Ontology annotation, cellular component: membrane. NCBI's taxonomy places the organism in Eukaryota, Metazoa, Arthropoda, Insecta, Diptera, Tephritidae. Bases 13 to 1233 code for a protein of 406 amino acids. The transcript is spliced from 2 exons.
AUAUCGGGAGGCAUGAACCUAGCCUGGAGUUGUGGCUUUUACGCGGUUCAAGGUUUCAUAGUAAAUACACACCUAAUGAUUUGCUGGUAUAUUGCGGUAAUUAUUGGCGCUUUAGUUUCGGGAUUCGUUACACAUCGCAUGGAAAGAAAACCAAUAUACUUGUUUUCCUCCUUCUUAAUUCUGGUUGGUGGCAUACUUUUUGUGUCUCUACCUCACAAAUAUGGCGCUAUUUCGGCAGCUCGCUACUUGAAUGGUUUCGCUAUGGGUCUCGUAGUCGUACCAACUUUGGUUCUAAUUGGCGAAGAAGUGGAUAGCAGUAAACGUGGCAUGGCUGCUGCAUUGCUUGAGAUGGGCAGCUUUACAAUUGGUAUAUUCUUGCAAAUUUGUUGCAUAUUCGCAUACAGCAAUAGCGGUGCUAUACCCAGCUUUCAGUACAAAUUUGGUUCGACAGAGCUGCAUGGCAUCUUUGUUAUUGGUUUUGCCGUAAUAACUUUUCUACUUUCAUACUUUUUGGUCAUCGAAUCACCCGUUUAUUAUCUGCUGCACAAUGAUGAGAACCAAGCCAUCGAUUGUUUGCGUCGUCUGCAACGGCCAUUUGUUGUGACACAGGAAACAUAUCAGCAACUGGAGGAGCAUAAACGUUAUAUCCAGGAUAAUAGCUAUAACAUUGAUCUAAUGUUACCAGCACUGUUGAAGAUGUGCUUAUACCGUGGCUUGGUUGCGCUCUCCUUUUCGCCGCUCAUCGUUCUAGCGUUACUGCUGUCAACUUUGUCAUAUGCUGGUGAUGAUACGUGGCCAUAUAUUCUCUUCGGUGUGUUUUUAUGGCUGGGCUCCUUCAUAGGCGCAUUCUUAAUGGACUACGUAGGACGCAAGAAAUUUAUGAUAAUUGGUGCCCUGAUUUGUGGUAGCAUGGCAAUUGGUGCUGGUGUUGUAUAUAACGACGUUAUAAACUUUUUGUAUUCAACUAAAAUGGGAAAGCUGUUAAUUCUACUCUUCGUGAUGGAAUUGUUUGCAGGCGUUUUCAGUAGUUCAUCUUCAGCUUAUCUAACGGAGGCAUUUCCACUGCAUCUUAAGACGUACUACAUUGCUUUAUCCUACACGGUGCAAAUGUUGGUGUUGAUCAUAAUUACCUCAUGCAGUUAUGAUCAGACCAGUUUGGGCGCAUACUUUAUUACAUUUGGCGUAUUUUACGUGGUAGCAUGUUUACUGGGUUUAUGGUGUAUGCCUGAAUAAAAUAAAACAUAGUAUUCCUUAACAGAAACUGUGAAAAUUAAUAUUUCAAUCGUUGCGCAACAUUUAAGAUAAAUCAACAAACUUUGGUAAACAUUUCAAGUACUUUAAGUAGGUAACUUACUCCAAACUUGCACUUUAUUAUACUAAAAUUUAUUAUACCAAGGAAACUGCCUAUCGAGGGCUUAUAUUCAAUACAACGCAAUUUUCAAAAAAAUCAGAUUGAUGCUGACCUUGAACAUCGCUUGUUAGAAUAAUUUGUUAUUAAAUUUCGUAAAUCAAAUUAACCUUAGGGAUGACAGUUAAGUCUCAGAUGGAUUCUAAUAUCAGCAAGUAGUUCUUGUGAAAAUUUCAGAUGUGUAGGUUGUAUUGAAUAUAAGAUGAUAUUCAAAAACUU